Messenger RNA from Podarcis lilfordi (Lilford's wall lizard), 303 nucleotides. NCBI's taxonomy places the organism in Eukaryota, Metazoa, Chordata, Lepidosauria, Squamata, Lacertidae. The record is from the annotation of a GenBank genome assembly.
AUGGGGGUGGAGAAGGGGGGGGGGGAAGAGACGCUGCCGGAGACAAACAUAAAAACACCACCACCUACUCUGCGCUCCUCUCGCCCCCUCGCGAAGAAGGGCAGCCAGAUCUGCGCACAUGGAGAGCAGCAGAGGCCCGGCGGCGGCGGCGGCAACUGCGCCCGGCGGCUUUCCUUCGCGCCUUUCCCGCGCCCCUCCUGGCUCCGGCUGCUGCAACAGCCUGCUCGUGCGCUCCCAGAAGGCGCUGGGAGAGGAAAGAAGCAGGGUCCUCUCCCGGGCAUAUCAUCCCAGUCAGAAAACUGA